AUUAAUUUAAAAUAAGAGAAUUUUGUGCUAUCUGCUUAUCCCAACCAAACAGGGUGGCCUUCAGCAGCCAUAAAAACCAUACUUGAUUUCCUUUUCCACUUUUAAUCGUUGAGGUAUCCCCGGAGAGAGAGAGAGAUGGGUUGGCUUAGUCGAUUUGUGGCGGCCGUGGCUUUCUUAGCCAUCGGGGUGAUAUUCUCUCCGGAAACAUUUGGAUCUAAUUCCAUUGUUCAGCUACCUACUUACCUGAAACUGGCUCACCUCCUCAGCUUUUCCACGGCUUUUGGUGCCGCUCUCUGGGUCACCUUCAUCGGUGGCAUCAUCAUGUUCAAGAAUCUGCCAAGGCAUCAGUUUGGUAAUUUGCAAAGCAAGAUGUUUCCUGCAUACUUUUGGUUGGUGGGAGUGUGCUGUGCAAUAUCUGUGGCUUCAUUUGGUUAUUUACAUCCAUGGAAAUCAGCUUCCGCUGCAGAGAAGUACCAGCUGGGGUUCCUGUUAUCUUCCUUGGCUUUCAAUCUUGCCAACUUAUUUGUCUUCACUCCCAUGACUAUCGAGAUGAUGAAGCAAAGGCACAAGGUGGAGAGGGAACAAAACAUUGGGAAUGAAAUUGGGUGGUCAAAGAACCAGGAAGUUGCAAAGGCUAACCCAAAGCUUGCUGCAAUGAACAAGAAAUUUGGCAUGAUCCAUGGUUUUUCAUCCCUUGCUAAUAUCAUGUCUUUUGGAAGCCUUGCCAUGCACUCAUGGUACUUAGCAGGAAAGAUGAAUCUGUAAUUUGUAAGUCAGGUGAAAGCAUGUCUUUGGCUAUGAAUUUGUACUUCAUGAGUUGCUUGGAUAUUUCUGAUUGUUCCUGGCCAAGCUGUGUAAUUCUGAACAAUGUGAUAUGUUUAAGAAGUUCAUCAUUCCGACAUACUCUGAAAUAAAAAUUCACAGAUUUACGCAUCUA
This is a messenger RNA of Manihot esculenta (cassava), 937 nucleotides long. RefSeq names its product transmembrane protein 205. The transcript has 3 exons. Bases 136 to 765 code for a protein of 209 amino acids. The record is from RefSeq and is a predicted model, not a curated record. NCBI's taxonomy places the organism in Eukaryota, Viridiplantae, Streptophyta, Magnoliopsida, Malpighiales, Euphorbiaceae.